GGCUGACGUGGUCGGCGCGGCGAUGGAGGAGGAAGAGGAGGUGGAGGAAGAGGCGUGGUUGAUGGAGUCCCUGAGGCUGUACAACGACCUCCACCUGUUUGAGCUUCCCAGGCCCACCAGAGUCAUCGAGUGGACAGAAGACCAGUGCAUCUGUGUGGCCGGAUAUGGGAACAAGGGCAGGAAUGAAAUUCUGCAGCUCCUUCUGCCCCUCAGGCUGCUUGCAAAGCAGAAUAAGGGCCUGUGUCCAGAGAGAGAUUUCAAGGUGCAGCGGGGUGGAAUGUGUGAUCGCCCCGUGUACAGGCUGAAACAUGUCCCGGAAACCAGCUUGCUGGUGACAAGUGGCCCACCGGACACUGCACUGCAGGUCUGGUGUGUGGAACCAGAUGAAACAGAUAUGAUUAAGCUCCUGAGCAUCGUCUCUCCCACGAAGACAGAGGAGUGUUCCUGGUCCAGAAUUGCAACUGGCUGCGCCACGCCUGCUCGCGUCCUCCACGGGCUGAGAAUGUGCAAUCUCCAAAUGACGGAAAUUGAAUCCGGGCAAAGUCUCUUCGUGGCAGCCUCCGCCAGCCCCGAUGAAAUCGCCACCCUGGACUUCCUGGACAAAGCCACCGCCGUGGUCUGCAGCGCCAAAGGGCAGCUGUUCCUGGCCGACGUCAGGCAGCCCCAGGGGCUUCUGAGAGCGGUCGAGGAGGCCCAGCCCCCAUGGGCACCAGGAGAGGGGAUGAGCUGGUGUGCAGGAGUGGGCCCUGGAGAGAUGCCCCUGGUUGCCCGCCUCUCGUCGGGAGGCCUUGUGGUGCUGACGGAUAUCAGGCGCUCGUCCAGCCCCCUGAAAAUGGCCCGGUGCUGCGUGCCAACCCCUGCUCUCAGUGGGGCAGACUUCCUGUCCAUCAGCUUGGCUCCUGUUCUGGGGGACUGCCUGGCAGUGUCAGGUUUUGACGGGACCGUUCAGGUCUACGAUACGCACGGCUGGGACUCCUCAGGGCAGGAAGCCAAGCCGGUGUUCAUUCACAAAGGACACACCUUCGGCACCCCAGGCAAGGACGGGGGCAGUCCGGUGGUCACCACCCACAGCUGGCACCCUUGGAAGCCCCAGACAUUACUCUCUGCCGCAAGUGACGGGUCGCUGCAUGUGUGGGACUGGUCUGACCCUCGAGCGAGCAAGCUGUCCAGUGUCACGCCCUCUGUCCCCCCUCCCUCGGGGAGCAUCCCCUGAGGUCCCCUGCAAUCCCGGCCCUCCAAGGCACAUCCUGGAAAAGGAGUCUCUAGAUGUAAACGGUAUGUGGGAAUGACCUCAGGAGACAGGAGGAAGAG
Molecule: messenger RNA, 1311 nt
Organism: Candoia aspera
Lineage: Eukaryota; Metazoa; Chordata; Lepidosauria; Squamata; Candoiidae
Gene: WDR73
Product: WD repeat domain 73
Exons: 8
Coding region: 23-1213 (396 amino acids)
Biological process (GO): cytoplasmic microtubule organization
Cellular component (GO): cytosol; spindle pole
Molecular function (GO): protein binding
Source: RefSeq, a predicted model, not a curated record